ACAUAUCAAUACGCUAAGGUUUAAUUUUUUAACGCAUUUUCAUUAAAAAUAUUUUAAUGAUUAUUUAUGGAUUAUAAUAAAAUAUUUAUUUUUUAUAAAAAUAAUAUAUAUUUUAUGUUUAAUUUAAAAUAUAUAUAAUAAUAUAAUUUUUGAAAUUUAUUAAAUACGAUUUUCAUGAAUAUUUCAUAAUAUAAGUUAUAUUGCUUAAGUUUAUUAAUAUUUUAUUUUUGAAAAACAAAAUUAAAUAUAAAAAAAAUAUAUAUGCAAUGAAUACUUGAUAAUUUCAAUUUUCUUAAAUUUGAUGAAUAAUGCAAUAAUUCUUUCUUAUUAUUGUAAUAUAACAUAUAUUAUGAUGAUUAUUAUAGAACGUAAUAUUGGCGCGAAAGACCUUUUGCUUUACGCAUCUUUGCUCGAUUCCAUGUUUCAAUUAUUGUCGAAUAAUUUUAUUAACCAACGUGAGUGAUUAAUUAUUAUUAUGGGUAUUUUGGGUUUAGCGAAAUUAAUAGCAGAUAUUGCACCAAAUGCUAUCAAAGAACAAGAAUUGAAACAUUAUUUUGGUCGUAAAAUAGCUAUAGAUGCAUCUAUGUGUUUAUAUCAAUUUCUUAUUGCAGUACGUAGCGAAGGCGCUCAACUUACCUCCGUAGAUGGUGAAACAACAAGUCAUUUAAUGGGUAUGUUUUAUCGAACAAUACGUUUAGUAGAACAAGGAAUAAAACCUGUAUAUGUAUUUGAUGGAAAACCACCAAAUUUAAAAGGUGGAGAAUUAGCAAAACGAGCUGAAAAGAGAGACGAAGCACAGAAAUUAUUACAAGCAGCAGAAGAAGCUGGAAAUGUAGAAGAUAUAGAAAAAUUUAAUAGAAGACUAGUAAAAGUUACAAAAGAGCAUGCAGAUGAAGCUAAACAAUUAUUGAAGUUAAUGGGUAUUCCUUACAUUGAUGCUCCAUGUGAAGCUGAGGCACAAUGUGCUGCUAUGGUAAAAGCUGGUAAAGUUUUUGCAACUGCUACAGAAGAUAUGGAUGCACUUACUUUUGGAUGCAAUAUUUUACUCAGACGAUUAACAUUUAGUGAAGCAAGAAAAAUGCCUGUACAAGAAUUUCAUCAAGAUAAAGUAUUAGAAGGUCUUGAAUUAAGUCAUGAUGAAUUCAUUGAUCUUUGUAUAAUGUUAGGUUGUGACUAUACAAAUAGUAUUAAAGGAGUUGGGCCAAAAAGAGCUAUUGAGUUAAUUAAAACACAUAGGACACUUGAAAAAAUUAUAGAAAAUUUGGAUAUUAAGAAAUUUCCAAUUCCUGAAGAUUGGAAUUACAAACAAGCUCGAUUAUUAUUUCAAAAACCUGAAGUAACAGAUCCUGAAACAAUUGAUUUAAAAUGGAUAGAACCAGAUGAAGAAGGUUUAGUAAAGUACUUAUGUGGUGAUAAACAAUUUAAUGAGGAAAGAGUAAGAAAUGGUGCAAAAAAAUUACAUAAAGCACGAAAUACUUCCACUCAAGGAAGAUUGGAUACAUUCUUUAAAGUAUUACCAAAUUCAACUCCUACAAAACGUAAAAUAGAAGAAACAAAAGGAACAACUAAAAAAACUAAAAAAAAUACAACAGGAAAACCACGUGGAAGACCAAAAUAAUUGUUUAAAAAUUUUUAACUUUUAUAACUUUUUAAUUUUUUUCAAAUAUGAAUCUUAAUGUUUACAAAAAUUUCAAUUUGAAUAAUUUAUAAUAUUAUAUCGAUAUAUAAAAUUAUUGCAAAUAAUUCUAAAAAUAUUUAAACAAUUUUAUAUUUAUUUCAUAAAAUAGAUUAUACAAAUAAUAUUUAAUUUAAUUAAUUUUCACUUUACAUUUUUGUACAAUAAAAAUGUUUUUUAUACAUUUUUAUACAUAGUAUAAUAUGUACCAUUCAAUAUCAUUGAUUGUAUUCGUUGUAUAUUUUGUUACAAUUUUUGUUCAUUUACAUAUACAAAUGGAUAACAAUUUGCCUAUGUAAAAUAAUUUCAUUACAACAUUUAUUCAGUCUUACUAGUUGCAUUACAUACAUUAAUUAAAAUUUUUUAUUAUUAUUGUUUUUAUAGUCUUAUGUAGAAUUAGAAUUUCAAUUUUUGGAUGGUAUUUGGCAGUGAUUAGGCAUUAUGGAUAUUAUAUACAUAUAACAUAUAUUAAUAAAAAUCAAUAUUUAUAUAACUGAAAACUUUUCUACAAGUAUACAAGUCUGUAUAACAUUAAAUGUAUAACAUUUAAUUGUCACUGAAAUGUUAUUAUAGUACUACCAAUAGCAUUGGGAUCUAAUAUGUGAUGUAAUGCUUGUUCAAUAUUAUAAGGACCAUAUACUCUAUCUACAACCAUUUGCAAUUGAUCAGCAUCAGCUAAAUCACACAAUGCUUGCAAAUAUGCUGUGUUAAUUUUUGAACCUUCUUUCCACUGAUGCAUAUUGAAUCCAAAUACAUACUACAAUAAAUAUAAUAAUGCAUAUUAAAUAA
Messenger RNA from Apis cerana (Asiatic honeybee), 2464 nucleotides. RefSeq names its product Flap structure-specific endonuclease 1 (gene Fen1). Lineage: Eukaryota; Metazoa; Arthropoda; Insecta; Hymenoptera; Apidae. The record is from RefSeq and is a predicted model, not a curated record. Gene Ontology annotation, molecular function: 5'-3' exonuclease activity; manganese ion binding; RNA-DNA hybrid ribonuclease activity. Gene Ontology annotation, cellular component: nucleus.